AAUACAUUUUCUCUUCUCGUCAGAACUGGAAGCAAAUUAUACGCCAGCUCGGGAAGUGGAAAUCCCGUUAGGGAAGCAGUGUGUGGUGCCGUGCGUGCGUUUGUUGUGCUGCCCUGGCCCUACGAUUCCUCCCAACACCCGCCCGGAUACGUGCACCCGACACAAACCACCAUCGUCAUCAGCAGUACGGAGAAGGUGUAGUGCCCGUCGUCCCGAAAGGUGGUGCGUACAUGUUGUGUUGCAUUGUGUGCCCUGUGUCACCGCUGUUCUGUUGGGGGGAAAGAAGGCGAAAAUCAGAACACUAGCCUGGUCAGCAGCAGACAGGAACGGUGCGGAGAGUUUCAGAAUCGACAGGCCUUACUCAUCACGAUCGGUUUGAAGCCAUAAAACCAUUGCUUAACACCGACCCUUCCGGACGGACGGAAAACGGAUCGGUGCACACACUUAACCAGCAGAAACGGAGCUCCGGGACGGGCUCCGAUCACGGCUUAGAAACGGAAGGCGCAAACAGCGUACCACUGACAGGCAGCAUGACGGCGACUGAUAACACGGUUCGCUUCAGCGAUCACACGCUCGAUAAGGCGACGAAGGCGAAGGUCACACUGGAGAACUACUACAGCAAUCUGAUCACACAGCACGGCGAGCGGAAACAGCGCCAGGCCAAGCUGGAAGCAUCGCUAAAGGAUGAAACACUGUCCGAGUCCCAGCGGCAGGAGAAACGCAUGCAGCACGCCCAGAAGGAGACGGAAUUUUUGCGCCUUAAACGGUCCCGGCUGGGAGUGGAAGAUUUCGAAGCACUCAAGGUGAUCGGCCGGGGUGCGUUCGGUGAGGUACGGCUCGUGCAGAAGAAAGACACCGGCCAUGUGUACGCGAUGAAGGUGCUGCGCAAGGCGGACAUGCUCGAAAAGGAACAGGUUGCCCAUGUGCGGGCAGAACGAGACGUACUGGUGGAGGCUGACCAUCAGUGGGUGGUGAAGAUGUACUACAGCUUUCAGGAUUCGGUAAAUUUGUAUCUGAUUAUGGAGUUCCUGCCGGGUGGCGAUAUGAUGACGCUGCUUAUGAAAAAGGACACCCUAUCGGAGGAGUGCACACAGUUCUAUAUCGUUGAGACGGCACUGGCGAUCGAUUCGAUCCAUCGGCUCGGUUUCAUACAUCGCGACAUUAAGCCGGACAAUCUGCUGCUGGAUGCACGCGGCCAUCUAAAGCUAUCCGACUUUGGGCUCUGCACCGGGCUGAAGAAGUCGCAUCGUACCGAUUUCUAUCGCGAUUUAUCGCAGGCAAAACCGUCCGAUUUUAUCGGCACCUGUGCGAGCCCGAUGGAUUCGAAGCGACGGGCCGAAAGCUGGAAGCGGAAUCGGCGAGCGCUCGCUUACAGUACGGUCGGCACACCGGAUUAUAUCGCGCCGGAGGUGUUUCUGCAGACGGGGUACGGGCCGGCCUGUGACUGGUGGUCGCUCGGCGUGAUCAUGUACGAGAUGCUGAUGGGCUACCCGCCCUUCUGCUCGGACAACCCGCAGGACACGUACCGGAAGGUAAUGAACUGGCGCGAAACACUGAUCUUUCCACCAGAGACGCCUAUCUCGGAGGAAGCCCGUGAUACGAUAGUGAAAUUUUGCUGUGAAGCCGAACGACGACUCGGUUCUCAGCGAGGAAUUGAGGAUCUGAAGCUAGUGCAAUUUUUCCGUGGUGUCGAUUGGGAGCACAUACGAGAGCGACCAGCCGCCAUCCCUGUGGAAGUGCGCUCGAUCGACGAUACAUCGAACUUUGACGAAUUUCCGGACGUAGCACUAGAGAUACCCGCCCAUCCACAACCGGAAGGGGAAGUGCUCAAGGAUUGGGUGUUUAUCAACUACACCUUCAGACGGUUCGAAAGCCUUACCCAGCGUGGUACACCGACGAAAAAGUGAGCUGUGAAGAACGUGAAUGGCAAAGCUGGAAAUGGAACCAAAACCCCAUGUGAAAGCAGCAAACAGAGCAAGCAAAUUGUGAGUAGUUCCAAUCGAUCGAUCAACCUGGAAGGUCGGCCGGUGUACGAUAGAAAGCCCGACAAAAACGCUAGUGCGUCCCAAAAAGAAGGAAGCUGUUUUAAAAGCUUCGUCGUCGUUUCGGAUCCUAGAGGUGGAUAGUAGGAGCGGCAUAAUAGGAUAUGUAAUGGAAGAUGAUUUCAGGCCUUUGGAUUUUCGAGUCGCCCUGUCUUCUGUUUCGUCACUCAACCGUUAACGAUUGGCGAGAGAGGUAUCAAGCCAGUAAGUUAUUGCUGUAUUUUCGUUCACUUACCCGAAUGCGAGUAGGCACAUCUGGAUGCGGAUUCCAAUCUGCAGCGGGAAAAGAUGCAGUUCAGUUACUUAGUGUCAGAACGUUUCGAAGCUAGCGUGUGUGAUGUACGCACUACAAACUCAGCAAACCCAAGUCGCAUCAAAAUGCUUGCCGGAAGAAAGAAAAAACACAUAUUUAAGAGACCGUAGUUGGUGAAAAGAUUCGUAGAUAACAGGACAGUUCAGGACAAUAGCGAUGCGCCGGAAUAUGAUGAGAUAUGAUGCCUGGUGGACUGGUUGCAUUGUACGCAAUAGAAUUGUCCUCUUCUCUUCCCUAACGAUACUAAGCAGCGAACAAGAAGAACUAGACAAAGGAAUAAACAACUUCCGGUGGCAAACUUCCGGUAAAUUGAGAGUCCAGGAUACUAUGAACGAUUGCAAAUUCCCCACACAGUACUAUUACAUCGUUUCACGCUUAGUCGCUGUUUGUUUCCCCUAUUAUGGUUUUCGAAAUUAGUAGCUGCUUGUCUUUUGUCUAGCGUUUAUUUGUUCUUCCUCAUGUACCAAGUACUAGCCGUUAAAAUAGUUUUCGUUUCGUGUAAGAAGUAUAAUCUAAAGUUCUAAAGUGUUUUCUCGUGUUUAAAAAGAUCGCUCCGGUUUGAGGCCAUGGCCGUGAAGGAUUAAAGGCGCACUGCUAUAUUUAUGAAUGAGAGAUCUCUCCUCCUGUUUCAGUCCCUGCCGACUGCCGACCGUCCAUUGAAUGCGUAUGAAGCGAAGGGAUAAGUGCGAACGCGCGAGAGCAUUUUUGACAUUGUGUUUGGAUAUAUUUAGUGGAAAAUUUAUCUUCUGUUAGGUUUUCUUUUUCUUUUUUCAUCUGUUAAGUUAUUAAAUAUGCUUGUUUUAGGAAAAGAUGAGCGAAUGAAACAAACCAACGUGUGCUAGAGGAUGGUAAAAUUAUGUUAAAUUAACAAAAAAAAAGAAAGACAGCCUCCGCAGCAGAGUCCAGCAGCUAGUUGUCCUUGGACAAUUUUUAUAAUCUGAACCCAUGGCAGUGAUGAAGAACAUGAAUCCAUACUUGCCCCUCCUUUCCUUCUCUGAUAGCUUUCUACGCAUUAGGAGGAAGAGAUUUAUCUACAAAGAAACAACCAACACGAAAUAUCAGUUUAAAUCACUCCCUUUGUAAUAGUAGCGUUUUAAGCGGUUUUUCCUUUCUAGGCGCCCCUUUGAUUUUAACUAAAAUGGUGAUUAUCCUAGGCGAUGAAGGCUCAGCUAAGAGACAGUAAAUAUCGAGAAACGGAACAACAUGAGCAUGAUUGAGCCCAUAGUAUUAAAUAGAAUAUUGUAAUGUAUGAUGAUGAUGUAUUGUAUUGUAUUGCAUUGUUUUUUUUAAUUAUAAUUAUGAUUUAUUCGUAAGAUUAUCGCAAAGCACCCAUAAUACACAGACCUUUCAGAGAAAGCGAGAGAAAAAGAAAGAGAGAGAGAUAGACAACUUCGCCCAACCCUCACUCUAAGCGGGUGUGAUUCUUGAUAGGUGAUGAAUGUGAACGAGAAUGAUAAUAAAAUGACAUGUUGCGUUCCCCUUAAUUGUAACCGUACCAACCUACGGACCAUGUUGCACUGGACCGCGGUGUGGCAUUAAACAACAACGCAACGUGGUGUCUAUCAUUCUCGGUUAGCAAAGAGCAUCUCUUAGCCGUAAACACAAGGCGUACGAUUAGGCAGCAGGCAGCGUAACGUAAAGAGACCACCGGUCUUCUGGAACGAAUAAAUUUGUAUAUAGUGUUCCCACAUUCUUAGUCACACCCCGUCAUAAUUUAGCACCGUAGUUUUGUCUUGAUUUUUACGUUGGAUCGUUUUUGUUUUUUUUUCUUCACAUCUCCUCAUCCCAAUCUCCAAAACGAACCGGUAAUAAAUUAAACAAAUGCGCUUAAAAAGUAA
Molecule: messenger RNA, 4193 nt
Organism: Anopheles funestus (African malaria mosquito)
Lineage: Eukaryota; Metazoa; Arthropoda; Insecta; Diptera; Culicidae
Gene: trc
Product: serine/threonine-protein kinase tricornered
Exons: 5
Coding region: 531-1907 (458 amino acids)
Biological process (GO): intracellular signal transduction; peptidyl-serine phosphorylation
Molecular function (GO): protein serine/threonine kinase activity; ATP binding
Source: RefSeq, a predicted model, not a curated record